Molecule: messenger RNA, 384 nt
Organism: Zychaea mexicana
Lineage: Eukaryota; Fungi; Mucoromycota; Mucoromycetes; Mucorales; Lichtheimiaceae
Exons: 3
Biological process (GO): regulation of transcription by RNA polymerase II
Cellular component (GO): nucleus
Molecular function (GO): RNA polymerase II cis-regulatory region sequence-specific DNA binding; DNA-binding transcription factor activity, RNA polymerase II-specific
Source: RefSeq, a predicted model, not a curated record
GACGAAAAAGAAGAGACCCAUCAAUGCAAAUGGGAAAGCUGUUAUUUGGAGAUGGGAAAUCUGGAAGAACUUAUCGUGCAUGUGAAGGAUAAGCACAUUGGAAGUGGCAAGGCCUUGUAUUACUGUGGUUGGGAAAACUGUCCUCGUAACCAGAAGCCAUUCACCAAACGACACAAGAUGCAUAAUCAUCUUCGUACACAUACGGGAGAACGGCCCUUUGAAUGCAAAGAGCCUGAUUGUGGCAAACGAUUUUCACGGCCAGACUCUCUUACAACACAUAGCAAGAUCCAUUCGAAUGUACGACCUUACCUGUGCGGUUUCGAGAACUGCGGCAAAGCAUACUACCAUCUGCGGUCUCUGCGGAAGCACGAGCGUACACAUGAA